Coccidioides posadasii C735 delta SOWgp is the source of this 1650-nucleotide messenger RNA. Lineage: Eukaryota; Fungi; Ascomycota; Eurotiomycetes; Onygenales; Onygenaceae. The record is from RefSeq and is a predicted model, not a curated record.
AUGGUACAGAAACGCAAAGCUACGACUGAGUUUCGGCGGCAGUCUAAAAGACUGCAAGCAUCAGGGCCGGACGAAUCGGUUGCCUCUUACUGCCUAAGCGAUAACAGCUAUGGACAUCGAAGCCAGUCGAAGACUCCCAUUACGCCUUUCUCGCCGACGGGAUCGUCAAAGUACCCUUCGGACCUCAAAACGCACGUCUGCCCGUAUGACAACUGCGACAAGGCGUUCAACCGGCCGGCCCGGUUGGCAGAGCACAUACGGUCGCAUACAAACGAGCGGAUAUUCCACUGCGAGUACGAUGGCUGCAACAAGUCCUUUCUCCGAGCUUCGCACCUUAAUCACCAUGUCAAGAGUGCACACACCAUGGUUCGAGACUACGUAUGUGACAAAGAAGGGUGUGGGAAGACAUUCGUGACGGGAUCCCGAUUACGAAGACACCUAGCGGCCCACGAAGGACGGGACAAAUAUCGCUGUGUGGAGUAUCCGCCGUGCAACGAGACAUUCAGAAAGCACACUACGCUUCAGAAACAUGUGAUGAUGGUUCAUCUAAACCAGAAACCUUUUCCCUGCCCGCAUAUCGAUCCUGCCACCGGGGAAAAGUGCCAGCAGGGCUUCGACACCGCGGGUCAUCUCCGAGCGCAUGAGGGCAGGAUCCACGGCGGUGCGCGGUUUACCUGCACGGAGUGUUCAAACUCCACCGGUUCUACAAACAAUGGGGACUCGCCUGCACGAGUCGAAGCAACGUUCCACACGUACGCCCUGCUGCAGGCUCAUUUGAGAUCGGCUCAUCCGCCAACGUGUCCGGAAUGUUCACUUACCUGCUCCUCUUCGAGGGAAUUGCGUCGCCAUCUGGAGAUAGCGCACGGGAACGUCUCGCUGGACGAGAGGCGCACCCAUCCGUGUAGUUAUCCGGGUUGCGGGCGCAGUUUCACCAAGAAAGGAAACUUGAACGUCCACAUAAAGACGGUUCAUGAAGGCGAGAAGCGGUUUAUCUGCGGCGAGACGGACCUGUCGACCUCCAAGAAAGUAGACGGCUGGAUGAGCCAGGACGGCUGCGGGAAGCGAUACGGCAGCAAGCUCGCGCUCGAAGAGCACGUUCGGACGGCGCAUCUGGGGCUGAAGAACGCCAAGGCGGCGCGGCGGGAGCAGCUGGGCCUGACGUCACAGGCGAAGGACAAGACCCUGACGCUGUCGAAGCUGGCGAUGCUGACCGGCGAAGGCUACGCCGAAGAAUCGGGCCGGCACAUCCCGUGCCUGAUCGAGCAGUGCCAGCAUCUCUUCCGGCGUGACUACGACCUCUGGGUGCACAUGGGGUCGAAGCACAGGCUCGAGGAGAACGACAUCCAGAUCCUGUUCAUGCGGCGGGCCAUGCACGGCGGCGAUCAUAGCUUUGAUCUUGACCUUGAUGCUCUGCAGCUUGGUUUUCCGGCGCCACAGGAGUCUGGGGCGGCGACGAGCCAAGCUUGCCGAGAACAACAGAACCUCAUGAUCGGCGAGGAUUUCUUGAUGCCGGAUGCGAACGGGAAUGAGGAGGACCAGUCGUCUCCCGGGAUGGAAUGUAGCGGUCAAAAGAUGAUGGCGGGUUACGAUGGGGAUGAUGGCUUGGAGGCUAUUGACCCUCUGCUGACGCUGACCACGACGGGGCAGUAG